AUGGCACAAAUCAUUCUAGGUCCCCACAAUGGCGUCAGAAUAAACGGCACUCGACCUCGAAGACCCAAGACUCGACGAAUCAAACCACCCAAUGACAGCCAAGAACAGUCGCUUCAACCUGAACAAGCUAUUCAGUCUUCUUCUUCUUCAGAAUCCAGUGUGGUAGCAUCGCCGUCGCCGCCUUCCCCGCCAUUGCCAGCAUGGACUCAAGAUGUUCAACUUUUGCAACCAUCGUCACCGUAUUUGCCGCAGAUACUCGACCUUAUCAAUACCAAUCAGUGGCAUGUCGAGAUACAACCCGAUAAUACCAUUUCCAUCAACUUGGAUAGCGUCCACGACUUGAGAGACUUUUUGCAGACACUCGGCGAACUUGCAUUUCAGUCGACUUUGGACUCUUCACCCGAUCUCAGUCAUCAUGAGAAUACAUCGAGAGGAAGUGCCAUGGUACGACGACGACGAGUAUUGCAUCCUUACAUCAAGUAUCAUAGUGAAUUGUAUGCCGAGACAAUAUGGCCUUCCAUCACUUGUCCCUCUUCUUCGGGUACCAACAGCGACAAUGGCAUGGAUGAGGAUCAGCAACAACAACAGCAGCAACAACAAAACAACAUACGUAUCGAAUGGCCAACAUUUUAUUCGACCUUGUCUACCAUCAUUGAUGAUUGUAUCCAUUACUUUGUUGAAUGCAUGAACCAUUAUUAUCCUGUGCGACCACGAAGGGUAAUACACGCAUGGUACAACAAUUUGGAGAACCCUCAAGAAGAUGUAUUCGCCUUAGCCAUUGGAACCUUUUGGUGUCGCCAUUUGCUGAUACACCAUCGACCUGCCAGCAUUACUCAAGAGCAAGAUAGUAAGAUUCUGGAUAUGAUACAGCAUCGUCUUGCGCACAUGACUCGGGAUGCCCUUGGAGAUUACUUUGAUGAACCCAACAUUGAUCGCAUCUUCGCCUUGUGUUUAUGCAACAUGACAACAGUAUUCUCAAUGGAGCAAAAGGCGACAUUUCAUACAUUGGCAGUGCGCAUGGCUACAGCAUUGGAUAUUCGACCUCGUACAAGAGAUGAUGAUGAUGAUGAUGCUCGUGCGGGUGAUACGAUAGAGUUGGAGAAUCGGUUAUGGUGGUAUCUCUUUCAGAUUGAUCAUUUCCUACAUGAAUCAGGUGCCAUUCCAAAGUCGAUGCUCAGUCCCAAUUCAGAUGAUCAUGAUGCAUUAUCACGCUUGGUACGACCUACUCCUUGCUCGCUGGACGAGCCUGAUGAAGUUGCUGGUGCCUUGGAAUGGGGUCACGUGCUUGAAUUGUGGAUCAUUCGUCGUCGUAUUGUUCGAGAAAUCGAGACUACUUUGGAUCGUGGAGACUUGCUCACCGAACACAUGUAUGACAAUGUCAAGGCGACACUCUAUGAUUGGAAAGCACGUAUACCAGAAAUGAUCAAGAGCGUGGAUGGUACGUCACCUUCAACCCUAUCUUGUCAUGGCAACAACAACAACAACAGCAGCAGCAGCAAUGGAUCCCUAUCCAUGACAGCUCUCGAAGAAUCAAGGCUAGCAGCAAGCAUGGAAUUCUGCACCAAUACAUGUUUGAUAUUACACCACUUUUGUCCACAUCAAGAUGCAGCCAUCAUAUCUCCCUUGGAACGACAAGCCAUUUUGGACAUGAUUGAAUAUUCAACAGAGAUGCUACGACUACGACGAGCUGUGUUGUCAUUUGCACCUUGUCAAACGUGGCCUGGUGACUUGAAACGAUCGAUUGAGAUUUUGAUGUAUUGCACAGAGUAUGGGGAUGAUUUGAUCACGGGUCGAGCCAAACAUGGUCUCAAUCAUGCACGACAUGUCUUACGCAAGAUGGCCGAAGUCAAGUGGAAAGAUCCAAUUUGUAUGGUGCUGAUCAAUGAUAUUGAACACGUUCUUUAUGCAUCACCUUCCUCUCAAGUCAACAACAACAACAACAACGUUAUGCAUGAACAACAUCAACAUCAACAUCACCAGCAGCCACAGCAACCAUCAAGGACAACCCAAAGAGCAGAAGAGGAUAAAAGUCAUCGUCGACGCAGCAUCAAAAUGGCCAACAAUAUGUACACAGGUGUGAUGAUGUUUGAUAGAGAACUACAACCUCGAGCACAAUAUUAUCGUCCUGCCAACACGUCCGACCCAUUGGAUAGCGUCACGGUGUUUGAAGAUGUAUCACGUUAUAUGAACUAA
Lichtheimia ornata is the source of this 2193-nucleotide messenger RNA. RefSeq lists its product as uncharacterized. Bases 1 to 2193 code for a protein of 730 amino acids. The transcript has a single exon. The record is from RefSeq and is a predicted model, not a curated record. Lineage: Eukaryota; Fungi; Mucoromycota; Mucoromycetes; Mucorales; Lichtheimiaceae.